Messenger RNA from Aspergillus affinis, 3615 nucleotides. Its product is annotated as telomerase reverse transcriptase. The record is from RefSeq and is a predicted model, not a curated record. The transcript has 6 exons. Gene Ontology annotation, biological process: telomere maintenance via telomerase. Bases 1 to 3615 code for a protein of 1204 amino acids. Gene Ontology annotation, molecular function: telomeric repeat DNA binding; telomerase RNA binding. Lineage: Eukaryota; Fungi; Ascomycota; Eurotiomycetes; Eurotiales; Aspergillaceae. Gene Ontology annotation, cellular component: telomerase catalytic core complex.
AUGGGCAAAAAAAGGAAGCGUCCCGUCAAGGACGACCGGCCACGCGAUCACCUGCCCAAACCUAACAGUCCGCCGCCUCCGUCACAAGCAGAGAUCCCUGAACAGUCUCACUCUCAUCCUGUCAUUUCUUUAUAUUAUCCUCGAGUGGUGACGCUGAGGCAGUAUCUCCUGCGGCGGAUACCGGUCUCUUCGAAGUCAUGUCGUCGCAGAAUCGCGGCGGUGCGUAAUGACUUGACAUCGUCCGAUCUGAAAAGCCAUGGGCUCGCGAUUUUUCUAGAUACGACACUCGUGGGCGUUUUGAAGGAGUUGUCUCCGACGUCCACUCGAAGCUCUACACAAACACGUACCACUCAAGUCGAUAGUACAGAUACUGGAGCAACCUCUGCCCAGGAAGAGCUCUUCAUCACCGUCUGCUUUUGCCUUGAUAGAGAAACAUUGGGCCGCUCUAACAGUGAUUUAUAUGAACAGAUUGUGAAUUCUGUCAUCCGAAAGUUGUUAAAAGAUAUCGGUCCCUCACGGCGAGAUCGCCAUCUCUUAACCCAUGGAUUCCAGCGUGCUUACGGGAGGAGCGGCGAAGUCCCUUGCAGUAUUCCUGGCCAUGUGGAACAGUUUCCCAAUAAAAAUGUCCAGCUGGUCAAGCAAGCCCCAUGGACGGAUGUUCUUAAUCUCUUGGGAUACAACGGAAACGACAUCAUGUUCGAACUGUUGCGUGAUUGUGGCAUUUUCACUACUGUAGAUCUUCGGAAAAGCGUAUACUAUCAAGUCAGCGGUGUGCCGCUCUUUGCGUUGGAGCCAGUCCAGAAGCCACCGCAAGCGCCUCCUGAGUCCGCUGCCACCGAAAAGAGCAGAGUGAAGCCCCUUUCCACCAGAAAUGCUCCUGCUCAAUACAAAUCGAAUAACAUAACCUUCUUUCGUCGGCGAAUACUCUAUGCACGUCCCGUGCUCGGUCCGCAGGGCAGGAUUCAGUACGGGUUGUCAAAACGCCAUGUCCUCAAUCGCUCUGGUUCUUCCGAAUCAUUGCCUGACACUGUCCAUGUGAUGAAAUACGUCUUUCCUAAGCAUUUUGGCCUCCGGAACGUGUUCAACAGCAGUGGAACUAGUUUUUCUAUCAAAGCCUCGCGUGAGGAAGAAAUAGCUAGACGCGAAAAUCAAAGACAAGCCAAAGCCCAGAAUUCAAAGCGAUCUUAUACCUACAGUCAAGGCGAACCGGGCCAAUCACCACGGAUUCCGAAGAGGCUUCGAGGAAAGCUUGUGGAGUUAGUCCGACAGUUGCAAAUUCGCCAGAGACACUGCUCCUAUUGGCAGCUACUACAAUAUUACUGCCCACUUGAGUCCUCGGGUCCUCGGAAAUUCGACACUAUCGAUAUUCAGAAUGUGUCGCAAGAUCUGGAAUCAUCGGCAUCAGGAAACCUCAUCACCCAACCUGCCGGUCCUGGUGGCGUACUCACACCUACCGCGGCUCAGACGAACCAAGAAUUCCAAACCCCCAAAAACAAUCUUUCGAAGCCUAAACUCAACCUCAUGGACUAUGCGACCCCGUCGUCCUCAGUGUCGGCUUUCUGUCGAGCCGUCCUUCGUCAAUUAUUUUCUCCGCAGUGGUACGGAGCCGGCCAACAGGGCAAUAUCAAUCAGAAUAUUGUUCUCAACCAUGUUGAUCGAUUUGUACGUAUGAGACGCUCGGAAACUCUUAGCAUUCACGAGAUUUGCAAAGGAAUCAAGGUUACGUCCAUUCCUUGGCUUGAGCAUCCCAACACCGAAGGCCAGCAGCAAAAGCUUUCCUUAUCCGACCUGCGGAAACGCACGGAGCUCCUUCACGAAUUUAUCUACUAUAUUUUCGACUCGAUUCUAAUGCCUCUCAUUCGAUCUAGCUUCUAUGUUACGGAGUCUCAAAGUCAUCGGGGUCGUCUUUUUUACUUCCGGCAUGACAUGUGGCAUCGACUAACGCAGAAGCCCCUGGCUGACCUCAAAUUGUCCAUGUUCGACGAAAUAAGGCCAGAAAGAGCGGCUAGUAUAUUGAGGCGCAGGUCUUUGGGGUACGGCUCAUUGCGACUCAUGCCGAAAACGACUGGCAUCAGGCCUCUAAUGAACCUAAGUCGGCCAAUGCUGGUAAACGGCAAAUGGGGUAAAAGCAUCAACAAAACUAUUGCACCUGUUCACAGCAUGUUGAAUUACGAGCUUAAACGGAAGCCGGCUCGACUUGGCUCGAGCAUGAACUGCGUAGGAGAUAUACACCCUCGGCUCAAGGCUUUCAAAGACCAAUGGGCAACCCACACUAAUUCUAGUCGGCCGCCUUUCUACUUUGUCAAACUUGAUAUCCAAUCCAGUUUUGACACCAUACCUCAGCAGAAACUGAUUCCUCUUGUUGAAAACCUGGUCUCUGAGGAGAGAUAUCAUGUCUCGAACCAUCAUGAGGUGAGACCGUCUGACGAGUUCAGUAGCAUGUGGCCAUCCGAUGGGUCUAGACAGAGCAAGGGUCAACAAAAGUAUGCCGGUAGAGCAGGUCCUGCUACCGAAACCCAGUCUCUAGUAGAGACCAUCGCCAACGGUGGUGUCAGCCGCAGGGGAAACACAGUCUUCGUGAGCGAUCAGGUACAAAUGGACUAUUCUGCAGAAGACCUGCUCGACCUCCUUGAUGAGCAUCUUCAAAACAACCUGGUUAAAUUUGGAAGGAAGUACUUUCGGCAGCGUAACGGAAUCCCCCAGGGCUCCAGGGUAUCUAGUCUACUCUGCAAUUUGUUCUACGGUGAAAUGGAACGAGAGGUAUUGGGAUUCCUGGAUACAAAUGAAGCAAAGCUUCUUCGCCUCGUGGACGACUUUUUGCUAAUCACUUCUAAUUCGACCCUUGCCAUGAAAUUCUUGACCGUGAUGGUCAGAGGGCAGCCCGAGUAUGGGGUCACCGUGAAUCCCUCAAAGAGCUUGGUCAACUUUGCGGUGGAGGUCGAGGGUACACACAUUCCUCGAUUGAUCGAUACUUCUUUAUUCCCGUACUGUGGGACUCUUAUCGACGUUCGCACUCUCGAAGUGCACAAAGAUCAUGACAGGAUGCUCGAAGGAGGCGACACCGCUGCAGCGGCCCUCUCAAACUCUCUGAAUAUUACUUCCUUCAAAACUCCCGGGCGCGCCCUUCACCAGAAGACGCUUACAUCUUUCAAGGCACUUAUGCAUCCAAUGUACCUCGACACCACCCACAACUCCCUCACGGUAGUCCUAUCAAACGUGUACACCAAUUUUCUCACGACGGCCAUGAAGAUGUAUCGGUAUAUGCGGGCUCUUCGCGGCCGAAGCCACCCCACGCCCGCGGUGGUGAUUCAAAUCAUCAGGAACCUGACUGAGCUGGCAUUGCGACUUGUUCAAACCAAGCGGCAGCAAUCUGGCUCGACGUCAGGCACAUCGCUAUCGACGACGACCUGCAUCGCCCAUCAUUCCCAGCUUCAAUAUCUCUCGGCGGCGGCGUUUCGGCAUGUGUUCGGUCGCAAGCAAACCCGUUACCGAGCGAUCUUGAGCUGGCUAGACCGGGUUUACAAGGCGAAUCAGCCGAAAGCCGAUAGCAAGUCGGCGCGACUAGCGCAGGUGGUACGCAAUGGCAAUUUACUCUAUGGAGGUUGGCGGUAUUGA